Molecule: messenger RNA, 1850 nt
Organism: Emiliania huxleyi CCMP1516
Lineage: Eukaryota; Haptophyta; Isochrysidales; Noelaerhabdaceae
Exons: 1
Coding region: 40-1563 (507 amino acids)
Biological process (GO): transmembrane transport
Cellular component (GO): membrane
Molecular function (GO): transmembrane transporter activity
Source: RefSeq, a predicted model, not a curated record
CAAGGAUUCCGGCAGUCGUCCUGGUUGCGCUGCCGAGCCAUGAUCGCCGCGCGACCAGCGUCGCUCCGCCUGAGCGCCUCAAGCAGAGCGGCAUGCGAAAGGGACGUUCCGCGCACCGCCGAGUCUGCCACCGCCGAGUCAAGGAAACGCCGCGCCCUGCGAUCCUAUGUCCUCUGUGGCGCAGUCAACGGCAUGCUGGUGGGCGGUAUCGGACCGUGCCUGGAGGAUAUCGGCGAUGACACAGGGCUCGACGCCAAGGGACAAAGCAUCCUGAUCCUGACCAACAGGUUGGCCAAACUGUGCGGCCUGUUUGCGUGGACUGGCGUGGCGAUACUAGUCCGGCGCUGCAAGGCGCGAGGCCAGCCGCCGACGAUUGCGCCGCAUCAGUUGCUGGCCAUCAGCAUGGCGAUGGCGUGCGCCGCCAACUGUGCCCUCUAUCAGGUGCGGUCGUCCGCAAGAGUGGUGCAGGCCGCCCUCGCCCUCUUGGGCGUCUCGUAUGGCAUCACUGACAGCGGCAUGACCCUUCUGACAAUGUGGGCCCUCACCGACGGAACCGCCCAGAGGACCGCCAUCGCGAUGCUGAACGCUGGGUUUUCCGUCGGGGCGACGCUCGCUCCUCUCUGCGUUGCGCUCUCCCUGAAAACCUUCGGCACGCCCUACCUCUCCUUUGCCGCCUCUGCCGGGCUCGCGCUGGCUGCAGCAAUCGCGGUGCUCUGCUCAGGCUCCGCCGCCUCCACAAUGGCCACUGUGCCGGUGUACAACAGCCGCUCGGUCGCCACCGAAAACCUCGCCGCCGCCACGCCCGGGCAGCCUGCGUACAGCCGACUGUUCAUCGCCGGCAUGUCGCUCGUUCUCUUCUUUGUGACGGGGACCGAGCACGCCGUCGGGACGUGGCUGCCAUCUUUUGGUCACGCGGCGGGCGUGCCGCGCGAGAUGAUGGCCCUCGUCAUCAUGGGCUUCUGGCUCGGCAUCCUCUGCGGCCGCCUCGCGUGGGCCGGCCUGUCGAGCAGGCUCUCCUCGGGCUGGCCGGUGCUCGCCGCCAGCCUGACGAUCGUGGUGGCGUCCCUCGGGGUCGUCUGGUACUUUCUGGCCGCCGCGCCGGUGCCGCUUGCGGUCCUCUGGAUCGGCACGAUCGGCAUAUCGAUCGGGUACGCGCCCGCGAUCCCAUGCAGCUACUCGCUGCCCGCCGAGGCGAGCGUGCAGAGCACUCCGCUCCGCGUGCUCAGCCUCAACCUCGGAGGCAGCGCGGGAGAGACGGCGGUGCCGGUCCUGCUCGGCCUCGUCUUCGAGGCCGGAGCGGGCGCCUUUGGGAUGACGAUCUUGCUGCCCGCCUUGGCCUUGCUCGUCCUCGGCCUCCUCUGGAUCGUGGUGUAUUGCGGGCGCGCCGAACGAGCUGGCGCCCACCACCCGGCGCCAGGGUCGUGGACCUGGUCAGCUUCAAAGAGCUGUGCGGUAAUGCAGGAGCUGUCGAAGGCCAAGGGGCGGGAGGCGGCGAUUGUCUGCUCGUCGGGAAGCUGCGACGCCGCCUCGAGCCAAGGCUUGGCGUUGAGCUUGCCAAUCUGACGAGGCACAGGCAACGAGUCGGCAGGCUGACAUCACUGUUUAUUGUACGUCCAUGUCCAUGACUAUCGUCUGUUGGAGGGCUCUCUGCGCGGUGAAGCGUCGGCGCGCACGGCUGGCUGUCUGGUGUCUCUCUCGCAGACAUGCUGGCAGACGCCAGCCUCGCCAGGGACCCCGAGCGGAUCCCCAGCCGCGUCGUGGUGCUCUCUCUCUCUCUGCUCUACUGCUGGCGUCUGGGUCGCGUCUCUCUCGCGCUCGGACGCUCAGCUGAGACAGGAGACACUCUUCUC